Molecule: messenger RNA, 3633 nt
Organism: Astyanax mexicanus (Mexican tetra)
Lineage: Eukaryota; Metazoa; Chordata; Actinopteri; Characiformes; Acestrorhamphidae
Product: Scm polycomb group protein homolog 1
Exons: 17
Coding region: 678-2864 (728 amino acids)
Biological process (GO): regulation of DNA-templated transcription
Cellular component (GO): nucleus
Molecular function (GO): protein binding
Source: RefSeq, a predicted model, not a curated record
GACGCAUGUGCAACAACAAGAGACCAGAGAGUAGACUGUGGUGAAUCUCGUGCGAAGCAGUCAGUGCGUGCGGCAGAGAAAAAAGCUUGAAUAUCGAUAUUUUUACACGAGUAUUGCUCAAUACCAAUACCAGCGUUGGUAUCGAUAUUAUCGAUAUUUGGAUGGAUCCGCCCACCUCUAAUAUGCGGUAGACUCUCACAACUUUUGGGAGACUUGGGAAGUCUGAUUUAUAGUGGAGAUACACUUCAUCAUAAGUAUGGUGCUUAAAGAAAACUUCAACUCCUACUCAAAUCACUUUUAAUAGAGCAGUUUUUAAAGCACUUUUAUUGAUUUUUUUGUCUCUAGUGCUUAUAACGUUACCUGUUUGUAGCUACUACAGACUAUUUUCAGUUAAGCAUUUUUUUGCUGUGUGUCAAAGGGUCUCUCCCGCCCCUCACUGAAUCCAGACAUGCGCACUACAAAACAUGGCGGACUCGCAUCACGUUUGAGAAAUUAACACAAAUCUUUGCGAAUAAGGCAGGGGAAGGAGGAGGGACUGGUCGCCUGCUUUUUCACGCCAUCCUCUUGGCGCAAAAAGGCGCACUUCUUUUGAAAGAAAGAAGAAAACAACAGUCUAACUGGAGGAACCGUUUACCAAGACACUAAUGCAGACCUGAGGCAAACUUAAAUACAGCAGGAUGAGAAAACCUGUGCUACACAAAGCUCUUGAAUGGAAAGAUGCCAAGCGUAUCAAACAUCCUCGCAGUGGGCGGCCGUCACGUGUUCCAUUGCAGUAUCAAGGUACCUUGAUAACCACAGGGCAUUUCAGCUGGGAGAAGUAUCUGAAAGAGACUGGUGCAAUAGCUGCUCCUGCCCAUUGUUUCAAACAAAGCACUACACCCCCAGUAAAUGAAUUCAAGGCAGGGAUGAAGCUGGAGGCUCAGGAUCCCAGGAACACCACAUCGACCUGUAUUGCCACGGUUGUGGGACUGACCGGCUCACGCCUUAGGUUACGCCUGGAUGGCAGCGACAACAAGAACGACUUCUGGCGCCUGGUAGAUUCGUCUGAGAUCCAGCCCAUUGGCAGCUGUGAGAAGAGUGGAGGCAUGUUGCAGCCACCCUUGGGGUUCCGUCUGAACGCAUCAUCCUGGCCUAUGUUCUUACUGAAAACACUCAACGGUGCUGAGAUGGCACCACCACGCAUCUUUCACAAGGAGCCUCCCUCUCCAGAGCAGAACUGUUUCCAAGUGGGUAUGAAGCUAGAGGCGGUGGAUAGGAAGAACCCACACUUUAUUUGCCCCGCCACAGUGGGGGCCCUGCGAGGCGUGGAGGUGCAGGUCACCUUCGAUGGCUGGAGGGGUGCCUUUGACUACUAUUGCCGUUACGACUCCAGAGACAUCUUUCCAGUGGGCUGGUGCUCACUCACCGGAGACAACCUGCAGCCACCUGGAACUAAAGUGGGGUUACCGAAGCAGCUGGGUGCUUUGAGCUCCCUGCCUGACGGAGGUGUGGAGGGUGCAGGUAUGCCCCCUACGUCAACCAAGCCUCCAGCCCAGAAGGGACGAAAACCUGGCCGCAGGAAAACUAAGCUGACCAGCGCCUGGGGCCAAAAAGGCACCCCAGCCACUGUGGGGCUUGAGGUAGACCAGCCUGAAAAAGCACUUGAACCAGUAAAAGUCCCCAAGAAGAGAGGACCCAAACCUGGAAGCAAGCUAGGCUGGGCUAAGCAGUCUGCAUGGCUGGAGGGAGCGAUGGCAGGUCCUGGUAGACCCAGAGGCCGACUGCCAGCCAGCUGGACUCAAAGACUGCAGCAGCAGGAGAUGGAGCCCAUCAAGAUUCCAAAAAAGAGAGGUCCCAAACCUGGCAGCAAGAGGAAACCACGUGUGGUACCGGACCCAGUGCCCAAUUCCCCCACGAGCAGCACUCCAGAACCAGACACCAGCUCUGUGCCUUUGGAUAAUGCUACCAUACCCAGCUCUGCCCUACAGGCUCCAACAGUUUGUGUGUACCUGAACAAGCAAGGGAAGGUUGGUCCUCACUUUGACCCACGGCGUGUGCAGGCUCUGCCUGACCACUUUGGCCCUGGUCGGGCAUCCUCUGUGCUGCAGCAGUGUGUACAGGCCUGUGUGGACUGUGCCCACAACCAGAAUACUGUCUUCAGCUGCCUCAAACCAGGGCAUGGGGGGGAGCUUAUCUCAGCACACUUUGACCAGCAGCAGCACACGUUGACCUUACCAGCAGUAAACAGUGUGACAUAUGUGCUGCGCUUCCUGGAGAAGCUCUGCCACAACCUGCACUGCGAUCCUCUGUUUGGCAGCCAGCCUGUGCCUCUGGGAGGGGUCCACUAUGACAGCCAUACUUACACAGAGCGAAGAGACCUGAAUUCAGGGCCUGGCCGAGGUACUAAAAGAUCUAUUCAGGAAUCAUACAACAGCAGCCUGCUGCCCCACAAAAUCACAAAAACCCAUCGCCUUUCCUCUGAAGAGCCAUUUCCAGUGGAGAAUGGAGGCUCAGAGCACUUGGAAAAAACACCACUCUCCCCUAGUAAGAAUCUGAGUCUGCACCCUCUUUCUCAAAGCAGUAGUUCCCCCAGCCGGCUUCAUCGCCUGGGCUCUGCAGGUUCAGAGCGCUUCCUGAGCUCCAGGGAGAGCCCACGACCCAGUGGCCAGGACCCCAACCUGUGGACAGUGGAAGACGUCAUGCAGUUUAUUCGAGAUGUGGACCCUCAGCUAGGCUCGCAUGCAGACCUUUUCCGCAAGCAUGAGAUUGAUGGAAAGGCCCUCCUCUUGCUGCGCAGUGACAUGAUGAUGAAAUACAUGGGCCUGAAGCUCGGUCCUGCCCUCAAACUCACCUUCCAUAUCGACAAACUCAAACAGGUUCGCUGAUCUCGCAUCAGCAUCAGAACCAUCUCCCAAAUCCUGUCCCCCUCCCCAUCUACCCCUAGAAAGCACAGGGCAUAUUGGAAACACAUGCCCAAAGAAAGCAUACUGAAGCAUAUUGUAGCACUCAGCAGAAUUUCAGCCUGGCCAUUUCUGAGUUUGUUUCCCUUUGUCUAUUGUUGCCUACUUGUUCCUCUUUGUUGUUGUAUGUUUUCGUGCAUGUAGCACAUUUUACAUCUUACCUCUGUCUCAUGCUAGGGUCAGUUGACUCACGCACAGUACUUUUUUAUAUGUUGUUUCAUCCUAAAUGUUAUGUUUUGUAGUUAAAGCCAAGGUCUCAAAUUUAUGCAGGCUCACAGCCGUGUGGACAGUAUCAAGGCCACUUUUGGGCCUCUGUUUCUAAGACUUGUUUUUAUAAAUGUUUAAUGGAUGACAGCCUCUGUUAAUAAGGACCUGGAUUUUCUUUUCUAUAAAAAUCAUUUUUCUGUAAUAAACAGUUAAACACUAGAUAUGUCCCACCAAACUUUGGGAUUGAUUCUGACUGAUGUCUCCUUCAGAGACCAUUUUUCAUACUUAAUACUGUACUUUAUACAUAACAUCACGUAACUUGCAAUUACUUCCAUGAUAAACUGUGUCUUUUGUAUUGUCUUGAUGUUUACAUGCUGUCUGUUAUUUGUACUUUUAAAAAGUUUUAUACUAUAUUUGUUAGAGUUCGUACAUUUCGAGCAUUAUACUCAGUGAGACUGUAAUAAAAUAACAUGUCUUCUGAAAAGUU